UUCUUCUUCUUCGCAUACACACGAUCCGAUCAGGCACCAACGACGAGAAAAGAAGAAGAAGAAUUGAUCAAUCAAACAAUGAGGAGAUUAUUCUCAAGAGGCUCCAACGAAUCACCUUCCCAGUCCUCUCCUGAAUCCUCUACUCAACUUCCUUCGUCUUCUUCCACCGGUCCUCCAAGACCCAUCCGUCUCAUUUACUGUGACGACAAGGGCAAAUUCAAAAUCGAUCCUGAGGCUGUUUCCAUUCUUCAACUAGUCAAGGAACCCAUUGGCGUCAUUUCAGUUUGCGGUCGUUCUCGCCAAGGCAAGAGCUUCAUUUUGAAUCAGCUUCUUGGCAGAAGCAGUGGUUUUCAAGUUGCAUCAACUCAUAAACCAUGUACCAAAGGGCUUUGGUUAUGGAGUGCUCCCAUAAAGAGAACUGCUCUUGAUGGAACUGAAUAUAAACUUCUUUUAUUGGACAGUGAAGGAAUCGAAGCUUAUGAUCAAACAGGAACUUACAGCACACAAAUAUUUUCCUUAGCUGUUCUUUUAUCAAGCAUGUUCGUAUAUAACCAGAUGGGUGGUAUCGAUGAAGGAGCACUUGAUCGUCUUUCGCUUGUAACCGAGAUGACUAAACAUAUCCGUGUAAGAGCCUCUGGAGGACAAAGUACAGCUUCUGAGCUCGGACAGUUCUCUCCUGUAUUUGUCUGGCUUCUGCGGGACUUCUAUUUGGACUUGGUGGAGGAUAACAGGAGGAUUACACCUCGUGACUACUUGGAACUUUCCCUGAGGCCAGUACAAGGCACUGGAAGAGAUAUAGGUUUCAAGAAUGAGAUUCGAGAGUCUAUUCGAGCCCUUUUCCCCGACAGAGAGUGCUUUCAACUUGUGCGGCCGUUAACCAAUGAGAGUGAUUUACAGAGACUUGAGCAAAUUCCAUUGGAAAAGUUAAGGCCAGAAUUUAGAUCCGGUCUAGAUGCAUUGACGAAGUAUAUUUUCGAAAAGACAAAGCCAAAACAAGUUGGUGGCACAGUAAUGACAGGUCCUAUUUUUGCCCGUAUAACAGAGUCAUUUCUAGAUGCUUUAAAUAAAGGUGCUGUGCCCACAAUAACUUCAUCGUGGCAGAGUGUUGAAGAAGCCGAGUGUCAAAGAGCGUAUACUUUGGCUACUGAAGCUUACAUGAAGUUCUUUGACCGGUCUAAGCCUCCCGAAGAAGUUGAGUUGAGGGAAGCACAUGAAGAAGCAGUUCAGAAAUCUAUGGCCAUUUUUAAGGAUAAUGCUGUUGGGGGUGGUUCAGUGAGGCUUAAUUUUGAAAAGCGUCUCCAGAAGUUUGUAAAGAAGGCAUUUGAGGACAUAAAAAAAGAUGCUUUUCGGGAGGCGUACCUGCAAUGCUCCAAAGAGAUUCAGAACAUGGAAAAGACACUACGAGCAGUUUCUCGUGGUCCUGAUGCAAAAUUUGGUGCUGUCAUUAAGGUUCUUGAUGACAUUGUAUCCAAGUAUGAAGCUUCAUGUAAUGGCCCUGAAAAAUGGGGGAAGUUGGCAGCAUUCCUAAAACAGAGCUUAGAAGGUCCACUCCUUGACCUGGUCAAUAAGCAAAUAGAUCAGGUUGUGUCGGAGAAGAAUUCUCUAGCACUGAGAUACCGCUCAAUUGAAGAUAAAAUGUUGUUGCUAAAUAAGCAGCUAGAAGCCAGUGAGGCUUAUAAAGUCAAGUACUCGAAGCGUUAUGAGGAGGCUAUAAACGACAAAAAGAAGCUUGCUGAAGAGUAUACUAACAUAAUAACAAAUAUAGAGAAUAAAUCUAGCUCAAUGGAGGAGAGGUGUUCCAGUUUGACGAAAACAUUGGAAUCUUCAAGGCAGGAAUCAGUAGAUUGGAAAAGGAAAUAUGAACAAGUUUUGUCAAGUAAGAAAGCUUUUGAUGACCAGGCGAAUUCAGAGAUAACUAUUUUGAAAUCGCGGUGCAGCGCUGCUGAUGCAAGAUUAGCUGCUUCAAAAGAACAAGCUGAGUCUGCUCAAGAGGAGGCUGUGGAAUGGAAAAGGAAAUAUGAUAUUGCUUUCAGGGAAGCUAAAGCUGCUUUAGAAAAGGCAGCUGUUGUUCAGGAACGCGCGCAUAAGCAGACUCAAGAAAGGGAAGAUGAUUUAAGAGCAGAAUGGUCGGUGGCUUUGGCUGAAAAGGAAGAAGAAAUUAAAGACAAGUCAUCAAAACUCGAAAAUGCAGAGCAACGUAUGGCAACUUUGAAUUUGGAGUUGAAGUCUGCAGAGUCAAAGAUAAGGAGUUUCGAUCAUGAAAUCUCCAAUAUGAAGCUCGAAAUGAAGGAAUUAAUGGAAAGGUUGCAAUCCGCUAACGCUACAACUCAAUCAUACGAAAGAGAAGCAAAGAUAUUAGAACAAGAAAAAACCUAUCUAGAAGAGAAGUACAAGACAGAGUUCGACAGGUUCGAGGAAAUCCAAGAAAGAUGCAGAAUAGCUGAAAGGGAAGCUAAAAGAACAACUGAAGUAGCCGACAUGGCUAGAUCAGAAGCUGUUCUUUCACAGAAAGAGAAGAGUGAGAUUCAGCAAAUAGCUAUGGAAAGGCUAACACGAAUCGAAAGAACUGAAAGACAAUUGGAAACCCUGGAGAGAAGAAAUAAAGACCUAAAUAACGAACUAGAGAGACUCCGCCUAGCCGAAACAGACGCUCAAUCAAAAGUGGCAAUGUUGGAAGGAAUGGUCGACGAACGGGAGAAAGAAAUAGAAUCGCUUGUGAAAUCUAACAACGAACAGAGAACUGAUACGGUUCAAGUGCUUCAGACUUUGUUAGACGCUGAGAGAAAAUCGCAAGUAGAAGCUAACAACAGGGCUGAGGCACUCUCUAUUCAGUUACAAGCAACACAAGGAAAACUCGAUCAACUACAGCAAAAGCUGACUGAAACUCGUCUGAAUGAAUCAGCACUCGAUAGCAAGCUUAGAAGUGCUUCUCAUGGGAAACGGUCUAGAGUCGAUGAUUUCGAUAUGGGCGUGGAAUCUGAAAUGGAAAAUCGAUCGGUGAGACCAAAUAAACGAUCUAGAAGUACGAAUACGACACAACAACAUACUGAAGAUGGAGGGUCGGUUUUUAAGGGAGAUGAUAUCGACAGUCAGACUAACUCGGAGGAUUACACAAGAUUUACGAUUCCGAGACUCAAACAGGAGCUUACCAAGUAUAAUUUCGGGGCUGAAUUGCUCAAACUGAAGAAUCCCACCAAGAAAGAUUUUCUGUCUCUUUAUGAAAAAUAUGUUCUUCCCCAGAAAUCUUAGUGGUAAGUAAAGUAACCAAAUUUUUAGAAAUAUAUGCAUUUGUUUUUUCUGGUUUAGUGUGUUUUUGGAUAACAUUUGUACUAUGUUUGUGUAUUAUCUCAAAACUGUUGUGGUAUUAAGUAAGUCACUGUUUUUAUU
Molecule: messenger RNA, 3387 nt
Organism: Impatiens glandulifera
Lineage: Eukaryota; Viridiplantae; Streptophyta; Magnoliopsida; Ericales; Balsaminaceae
Product: guanylate-binding protein 3-like
Exons: 14
Coding region: 79-3249 (1056 amino acids)
Molecular function (GO): GTP binding; GTPase activity
Source: RefSeq, a predicted model, not a curated record